Messenger RNA from Octodon degus (degu), 27517 nucleotides. It is a transcript of the gene Syne1, whose product is annotated as spectrin repeat containing nuclear envelope protein 1. Gene Ontology annotation, cellular component: membrane. The record is from RefSeq and is a predicted model, not a curated record. The transcript is spliced from 141 exons. NCBI's taxonomy places the organism in Eukaryota, Metazoa, Chordata, Mammalia, Rodentia, Octodontidae. Gene Ontology annotation, molecular function: protein binding.
AGGUUGACGCUGGGUCCCCGCGGGAGGCUGAGCCCUCCAGGGCGACCUUCCCCUCUGACAGGAGCAAAGCUGCGAGGGGCGGGGUGGGGGCGGCCUAACCCCCCGGGGUGCAGCCGGAGGAGGAAGCGGCCGAGGAAGGCGGUGUGUGCGCGCCAGCAGGGCGAGCGCGGGCCCGAGCGUGGCUGGGAUUGUUGCACUCGGUCACCAGGGCGGCCGGGCUCCCUGCAGCCUGCAGACCGCGCCCGAGACCCGGCGAGGCGACAGGCGGGGGACAGCCGAGCACCCACCGCCCCACCGCGCCAGGAGGAGCAGUCUCCCACUCGCUUCGCCUCGCUGCUGGAAACCGAAGAAGGCCGCCUGAGAAGAUCCUUACUUAAAAGAGUAUUCUUAGAAGUUGUUCCACCUGUGGGAAUGUGCUCUUCUCCCUGUCUGCCUCAAGUACCGGGGAUUCGUUCGUGAUUUGGAAGAUCUAGAAGAGUCUCAUGUUUUCUGGAGUGGUGCAGACCCAGUUGGGGGAAGAAUUUCUAGCUCAGGGUUCCUGCUGCACAGAGGACCAUGGCAGCCUCCCGGACAGCCUCACGGUCUCCUCGCGACAUCGCCAAUGUGAUGCAGAGGCUGCAAGAUGAACAAGAGAUUGUACAAAAACGAACUUUCACAAAAUGGAUCAACUCUCAUCUGGCCAAGCGGAAGCCCCCAAUGGUGGUGGAUGAUCUCUUUGAAGACAUGAAAGAUGGUGUCAAGCUGCUGGCUCUUCUGGAGGUCCUGUCUGGGCAGAAACUGGCUUUUGCAAGAAAACUUAUGGAAGCAAAAAUCACAACACCCGCAGUGAAAAACUUAGAGAGCUCCUGGUUCAGAAAGGAGAGACAAAAAGUAAAAGAUUCAAUGCCGCUGGUAGAGAAGACGGAGGACGCCAGUGCAGGCGAGGAUGCCAAAAGAUUGAGCUCUGGAAGAAAACCAGGGGCGCGGAGGAGGAGCGCGCACACAUAUCGCUCGGGCAGUGGGGGCCAAGGGAAGGCGCGCCCUCCACCCGGAGCACCGGCACAGCCUCGCCCAGGAACGAGGGACAGAGAGGUCGUGAGGCCUGGGAGACCUUUGCGAGCAAGAGCCACGGAGGAAAUGCGGGCAGGAAGAAUCCUCGCGGACCCGAGGAAGGAAGAGCUGGCUGCAGAAGAAGAAGGCCGGCUCGGGGCUGAGGGCACCCCCUUGACACUGGCGGCCGACUUCUCCUCCACCACGCUGGAAGUUGGCGGGCAGUGGGCUCGCAUCUUCCACGUUUUGGGAGAAAAUGGUUUUGAUCCCAAGUUUCUAUGCAAGAUUGAACUGGCAUUUAAAUGCAAUGGCGAAAUUGAGGAGCUGACCAGCAACCUGCCGCAGCUGCAGUCCUUGUCCAGUAGCGCGUCCUCUCUGGACAGCACCGUCAGCUCCGAGGCAGCCAGUCCGCCGAGUAAGCGCAAGGUGGCCACCAAGAUCCCGGGAAACGCCAAGAAGGCGCUGUUGAAGUGGGCGCAGUGUGUGGCGGGCAAGCACACUGGAAUAGAAGUGAAAGACUUCGGACGAAGCUGGAGGAGUGGGCUUGCCUUUCACUCAGUCAUCCACGCCAUUCAACCCACGCUGGUGGACUUGGAGAGGGUGAAAGGCAGAUCUAACAGAGAAAAUUUGGAGGACGCUUUCACUAUUGCAGAAACACAAUUGGGUAUCCCAAGGCUGCUGGAUCCUGAAGAUGUUGAUGUAGAUAAGCCAGAUGAGAAGUCUAUUAUGACCUAUGUGGCCCAGUUUCUGAAACAUUAUCCUGAUGUCCACAGUGCAGGCACCGAGGAGCCAGAGAAGGAUGAAAUACUAGAAGCUUUCCCAUCUUUUGCAAAUUCUGUCCAAAAUUUUAAGAGAGAAGACAGACUCAUUCUAAAGGAAGUGAAAGCUUGGAUAGAACAAUUUGAAAGAGAUUUGACAAGGGCGCAGGUGACAGAAUCAAAUCUGCAGGAUAAGUAUCAGUCAUUUAAGCACUUCAGAAUUCAAUACGAGAUAAAAAGGAAACAGGUUGAACAUUUAAUACAGCCGUUACAUAGAGAUGGCAAAUUGUCCCUUGACCAAGCAUUGGUAAAACAGUCCUGGGACAGAAUGUCCUCUAGGCUCUUUGAUUGGCAUAGCCAACUUGACAAAUCUCUCCCUGCACCUCUCGGCACCAUAGGUGCCUGGCUGUACAGGGCAGAGGUGGCCCUGAAAGAGGAAAUAGCCGUUCAGCAGGCCCAUGAGGAAACUGCAAACACAAUACAACGGAAACUUGAGCAGCACAAGGAUCUGCUUCAAAAUACAGAUGCCCACAAAACAGCAUUCCGUGAAAUCUACCAGACCAGGUCUGUGAACGGGAUCCCAGUGCCACCUGACCAAUUAGAAGAUAUGGCUGAGAGGUUUCAGUUUGUUUCCUCCACAUCAGCGCUGCAUUUAAGAAAAAUGGAAUUUCUAGAAUUAAAGUACCGCCUGCUCUCCCUGCUGGUUCUUGCAGAGUCCAAGCUGAAAUCUUGGAUCAUCAAGUACGGAAGACGAGAGUCCGUGGAGCUGCUCCUGCAAAACUAUGUUUCUUUUAUAGAAAAUAGCAAGUUUUUUGAUCAAUAUGAAGUAACCUACAAGAUCUUAAAACAGACAGCUGAGAUGUACAUUAAAGCAGACGGUUCAGUGGAGGAAGCUGAGAAUGUGAUGAAAUUCAUGAAUGAAACCACCGCUCAGUGGAGAAAUCUCUCGGUGGAAGUCAGGAGCGUGAGGAGCAUGCUGGAGGAGGUGAUCUCUAACUGGGAUCGCUAUGGCAACACUGUGGCUAGUCUUCAAGCUUGGCUAGAGGAUGCUGAAAAAAUGCUGAAUCAAUCAGAAAGUGCCAAAAAGGAUUUUUUCCGAAAUUUACCUCACUGGAUUCAGCAGCACACUGCCAUGAAUGAUGCUGGAAAUUUCCUAAUUGAGACUUGCGACGAGAUGGUUUCUCGAGACCUCAAGCAGCAGUUACUACUGCUCAACGGGCGCUGGAGGGAGCUGUUUAUGGAAGUCAAACAAUAUGCUCGAGCCGAUGAGCUGGACAGAAUGAAGAAAGAAUACGCAGACUGUGUCUCUGCACUCUCUCAUUUUGUAACGGAAGCCAAUAAGAAAUUUAUUGAGCCCUUAGAAGUCUCUUUUAUCAAUGUCAAGCUGUUAAUUCAAGACUUAGAGGACAUGGAGCAGAGGAUUCCUGUAACAGACGCUCAGUGCAAGCUGAUCACAAAGACAGCGCACCUCAUUGCCAAAGAAAGCACUCAAGAGGAAGCUAAUGAGAUGUUCUCGACUGUGUCCAGGCUCAAAGAGCAGCUUACCAAGGUCAAAGAUGGCUGCUCCCCACUCCUGUAUGAGUCUCAGCAGCUGUUGAUUCCACUGGAGGAAUUAGAAAAGCAGAUGACGUCUUUCUAUGAUGUACUUGGGAAGAUCAAUGAGAUUAUAACUGUUCUUGAGCAAGAGGCACAAUCUAGUGCCCUUUUUAAACAAAAACACCAGGAACUGUUAACUUGUCAAGAAAGCUGUAAGAAAACAUUGACACUCAUUGAAAAGGGCAGUCAGACUGUACAAAAGUUUGUGACCUUAAGCAACAUAUUAAAGCAUUUUGAUCAAACCAAGCUACAAAGACAGACUGCAGACGUCCAUGUUGCUUUUCAGAGUAUGGUAAAGAAGACUGGAGAUUGGAAAAAGCAUGUGGAAACCAACAGUCGCUUGAUGAAGAAAUUUGAGGAAUCUCGGGCCGAGCUGGAAAAGGUGCUGCGGGUUGCUCAGGAGGGCCUGGAGGAGAAGGGCGACCCUGAGGAACUUCUGCGGAGGCACACUGAGUUUUUCAGCCAGCUCGAUCAGAGGGUCCUCAACGCUUUCCUGAAGGCUUGUGACGAACUCACAGACAUCCUCCCAGAGCAGGAGCAACAGGGGCUGCAGGAAGCGGUCAGGAAGCUGCACAAACAGUGGAAGGACCUUCAAGGAGAGGCCCCAUAUCAUUUGCUGCACUUGAAGAUUGCUGCAGAGAAGAACAGAUUCUUGGCCUCGAUAGAAGAAUGCAGAGCGGAGCUGAAUAGAGAGACCAAGCUAAUGCCUCAGGAAGGCAGUGAAAAACUCAUUAAAGAGCACCGGAUUUUCUUCAGUGACAAAGGUCCUCAUCACCUCUGUGAGAAAAGGUUACAGCUCAUUGAGGAGCUGUGUGUGAAACUCUCAGUCCGGGAUCCAGUAAGGGACACACCAAUGACCUGUCACACAGCUCUCAAAGAUCUCAAAGCUGCCAUCGAGGCCACCUAUGCAAAGCUGGUGCAAGACCCAGACAAGUGGAAGGACUAUGCUAACAGAUUUUCUGAGUUCUCAUCUUGGGUGUCAGCCAAGGAGACACAGUUGAAGGGAAUCAAGGAUGCAGCCAUUGGUACUGCCAAUCUCAGCGAGGUGAAGUGUGCAGUGGAAGAGAUCAGAAAUGAUGUGACCACAAAAGGUGAGACACUUAGCUGGCUGAAAUCCAGGCUCAAAAUUCUGAUGGAGCUUUCUUCUGAGAAUGAUGCCCAACAGCGAGGAGACGAGCUGGCAAAAUUAUCCAGCUCCUUCAAAGAACUCACGGCUUUGCUGUCUGAGGUUGAAAAGAUGAUAAGUAACUUUGGGGAAUGUGUUCAGUACAAAGAAAUAGUAAAAAGUUCUCUUGAAGAAUUAAUCUCUGGAUCUCAGGAAGCCAAAGAUGAAGCCGAGAAGAUCUUAGACUCUGCAAAUCUGUUGGAAGCACAGCAGCUGCUCCUCCACCACCAGCAAAAGACAAAGAUGAUUUCAGCAAAGAAGAGAGACCUGCAGCAGCAGAUGGGGCCAGCACAGGAGGGAGCAGGCGGGCUGGCUGACCCGGGCAGGGAGGAGCUGCAGAACCUGGAGAGGACCCUGGCCAGUGUGGAACACAGCAGGGAGAGGCAGGAGCGUCGCAUCCAGGUCACGUUAAGAAAAUGGGAGAGAUUUGAGACAAACAAAGAAACAGUGGUCAGAUACCUUUUUCAAACAGGUUCCAGCCACGAACGCUUCCUGAGUUUUAGCAGUUUGGAAAGUUUGUCUUCAGAAUUGGAGCAGACAAAGGACUUUUCUAAACGGACAGAAAGUAUUGCCGUCCAGGCUGAGAACCUUGUAAAGGAAGCUUCAGAGAUACCACUUGGGCCCAAGAAUAAGCAGCUGCUUCAGCAGCAAGCCAAGUCAAUCAAAGAGCAAGUCAAAAAAUUAGAAGACACACUUGAAGAAGAUAUUAAAACCAUGGAAAUGGUGAAAAACAAGUGGGAUCAUUUUGGCAGUAAUUUUGAGACCUUGUCCAUCUGGAUAACUGAGAAAGAAAAAGAACUCAAUGCCUUGGAAACUUCGUCAGCUGCCAUGGACAUGCAAAUCAGCCAAAUUAAGGUCAUAAUUCAAGAGAUAGAACAAAGAAUCAGCAGCAUCACUGGAUUGGAAGAACAAGUUCAGUGUUUUGCUCAGUUUGUCACCACUGGGGAAUCUGCUCGAAUCAAAGCCAAGUUGACACAAAUAAGGAGAUACUGGGAAGAACUCCGGGAACAUGCACAGUGCCUGGAAGGAACAAUCCUUGGGCAUUUAUCUCAGCAGCAGAAGUUUGAAGAAAAUCUUAGAAAGAUCCAGCAAUCUGUGUCUGAAUUUGAAGAUAAACUUACUGAUCCAAUUAAAAUAUGUUCUUCAGCUACAGAGACGUACAAAGUUCUCCAAGAACAUAUGGAUCUCUGUCAGGCCGUGGGGUCUCUGAGCAGCACAGUCACUGCCUUUUCAGCCAGUGCCCGGAAGGUGGUCAACAGAGACUCCUACCCCCAGGAGGCCGCAGCUCUUCAACAGCAAUAUGAGGGAACACUCCAGAAGGUGAAAGACAGACAGACCUUCCUGGAAAACCUGCUGGCCCACUGGCAGAGGCUAGAAAAAGAACUGUCAUCCUUUUCUACCUGGUUAGAGCGGUGUGAAGCUAUAGCCAGUUCCCCAGAGAGGGACAUUUCUGCAGACAGAGUCAAAGUGGAAGGUGAACUUCAACUGAUACAGGCCCUGCAGAACGAAGUUGUUUCCCAGGCCUCCUCGUACAGCAACCUCUUGCAGUUGAAGGAAUCACUCUUCUCAGUUGCCUCCAAAGAUGACAUGAAAAUGAUGAAGUUGCAUCUGGAGCAGCUGGAUGAGAGAUGGAGCGACUUGCCGCAGAUCAUUAGCAAAAGGAUUAAUUUCCUCCAGUCUGUGGUUGCUGAGCACCAGCAAUUUGAUGAGCUGCUGCUGUCCUUCUCCACGUGGAUUAAGCAGUUUCUCAGCGUGUUACAAACUACAUCCGAGAUCAGCGUGAUGGACCAUCAAGUGGCUCUUUCCCAGCACAAGGACCACGUGGCAGAAAUAGAGAACAAAAGGAGAGAUUUGCAGGGUCUGCAGGGUCUCUUGGCAAAGCUGGGCUCUCUGGGCCAAGCGGAAGACCUCCACCUCCUCCAGAGCAAAGCAGAGGACUGCUUCCAGCUCUUUGAGGAGGCCACCCAGGUGGUGGAAAGGCGGCAGCUCGCCUUGUCCCAGCUGACAGAAUUCUUACAGCGCCAGACCUCUCUGUCUGCAGUGCUCCGCCGGCUGAGGCAAGCCGUGGAGGGGACAGGCAGUAUGAAUAAGAAGCAGUCAGACUUGCUAGAGCAGGACCUGAAUGACGCCAUCCAAGAUGUGAAGACGCUGGAAUCCACUGCCAUAGGUCUCGACAGCCUCCUCGCCAAAGCCCAGUACCAUCUGAGAAGCGGGCAGGCCGAGCACAGGACGUCGUGCAGAGCUGCGGCCGAUCAGCUCUGCUCAGAACUAGAGAGCAUCCAGAACCUGCUGGGGACCAAGCAGAGUGAGGCGGAUGCGCUGGCCCUGCUCAAGAAAGCAUUCCGCGAGCAGAGAGAGGAGCUGCUGCGCAGCAUCGAGGACAUCGAGGAGCGGACCGACAGAGAGCGCUUGAAGGAGCCCACCCGCCAGGCGCUUCAGCAAAGCCAAGGCCAGUGCUGUGGACUUAUCGACUUAAUGAGAGAAUAUCAGAACUUGAAGUCAGCCAUCUCUAAAGUCCUCGAAAAUGCCAGCAGUGUCAUUGCAACCAGAACUACUAUCAAAGACCAGGAGGAUCUUAAGUGGGCAUUUGCCAAGCAUGAAACUGCCAAGAAUGAAAUGAACUGUAAGCAGAAAGAGCUGGACAGCUUUACCAGUAAAGGCAAACACUUGUUACUGGAGCUGAAAAAGAUUCACAGCAGCGACUUCACCUUGGUCAAGAUGGACAUGGAGAGCACUGUGGACAAGUGGCUGGAUCUAUCAGAAAAAAUGGAAGAAAACAUAGAAAAGCUGAGGAGAAGCCUGUCCAUUUGGGACGAUGUACUUUCAAGUAAAGAUGACAUCGAUGGAUGGUCAAACAGCUCCCUUCCACAGCUGGCUGAAAACAUCACCAACCUGAACAACAGCCUCAGAGCUGAAGAAUUCCUUAAAGCAUUUGAGUCUGAAGUUAAAAACAAAGCAUUGAAAUUGGAAGAGCUUCAUUCCAAAGUUAAUGAUCUUAAAGAAUUAACUAAAAAUCCAGAAACACCACCAGACCUUCAGUUUAUAGAAGCAGACUUACAGCAGAAACUGGAGCACGCCAAAGAAAUAACUGAAGAAGCGAAAGGUACCUUGAAGGAUUUUACCGCUCAAAGUACAAACAUAGAGAAGUUCAUCUAUGACAGGACCGAAUGGCUGAUGAAGGUGGAAGAGUCCUUGGUGAGCUGUGCCCAAGCCAAGACGUGUAAUGGACUCAAGAAAGUGAAGGAUACUGAAAAAGAACUUCAAAGUCAACAAAGCAGCAUCAGCUCUACCCAAGAGAAUCUCAACAGUUUGUGCCGCAAGUACCACUCGGCAGAGCUGGAGAGCCUGGGCCGGGCAAUGACAGGCCUGAUAAAGAAGCAUGAAGCUGUUGGCCAGCUAUGCUCUAAAACCCAGGCCAGCCUGCAGGAUUCUCUGGAACAACAUUUCAAUGAUUCGAUGCAGGAAUUCCAAGAAUGGUUUUUGGGAGCAAAAGCAGCAGCCAAAGAAUCAUCCCAUCGAACUGGAGACAGCAAAGUUCUAGAGGCAAAGCUCCGAGAUCUCCAGAACAUUCUGGACUCAGUCAGUGAUGGGCAAAGCAAGCUUGAUGCAGUGACUCAGGAGGGACAGACUCUGUAUGCACAUCUGUCUAAACAAAUUGUCAGCAACAUUCAGGAGCAAAUUACAAAGGCAAAUGAAGAGUUUCAAGUGUUUCUGAAGCAAUGCCUUAAAGACAAGCAGGCUCUCCAAGACUGUGCUUCUGAGCUGGGCAGCUUUGAAGAUCAGCACAGAAAACUGAACUUAUGGAUCCAUGAAAUGGAAGAAAGACUAAAUACAGAAAAUCUGGGAGAGAUUAAACAGCAUCUUCUGGAAAAGAAAAAUGAAGUUCAUAAAGUUGAAAUGUUUCUGGGAGAACUUAUGGCCGCUAGAGAGUCUCUCGAUAAACUUUCCCAGAGAGGGCAGCUUCUCAGUGAGGAAGGCCACAGUGCAGGGCAGGGUGGCCGCCUGGGCUCCCAGCUCCUCAGCAGCUAUCAAAACCUGCUCAGGAUGACCAAGGAGAGACUACGGGGCUGCCAGCUUGCCCUCCAGGAGCACGAGGCACUGGAGGACGCCCUCCAGGACAUGUGGUCCCAGGUGAGAGAUGUCCAAGACAAGCUGGCCUGUGCAGAAAGCACCCUCGGUAGCAAGGAAACCUUGGAGAGGCGCCUGUCACAGAUACAGGACAUUCUCUUGAUGAAAGGUGAAGGUGAAGUCAAGUUGAACAUGGCCAUUGGCAAAGGGGAGCAGGCCAUGAGAAGCAGCAACAAGGAAGGUCAGAAGGAGAUCCAGGCUCAGCUACAGACCCUCAGGGGCUCGUGGGCUGACGUCAUGGGCACCUCUGUCCAUGCUCAGAGUGCUCUAGAGUCUGUGCUUAGCCAAUGGAAUGACUACCUAGAGAGGAGACACCAGUUGGAGCAGUGGAUGGAAUCAGUGGAUGAAAAACUCGAGCAUCCUUUACAACUGCAGCCAGGACUGAAGGAGAAGUUUGCCCUGCUGGACCACUUUCAGUCCAUUGUCUCUGAAACAGAAGAUCACACCGGAGUUCUGCAGCGUCUGAACACCAAGGCCAGGGAGCUCUACGAGAAGACCCAGGAUGACUCCUUCAAGGAAACUGCUCAGGAGGAACUGAAGACACAGUUUCAUGAUAUCACAACUGUGGCCAAGGAGAAAAUGAGGAAGGUGGAAGAGAUUGUGAAAGAUCAUCUCAUGUAUUUAGACGCAGUGCAUGAAUUCACUGACUGGCUCCACUCAGCAAAGGAAGAGCUCCAGAGGUGGUCAGACAUGUCUGGGGAUGCAGCAGCCACCCAGAAAAAGUUGCUAAAAAUCAAGGAGCUGAUAGAUUCCAGAGAGCUUGGAGCAGCCCGCCUGGGCCGAGUGGAGUCGCUGGCACCCGGAGUGAAGCAGCACACAGCUGCCAGUGGGUGUGAGCUCCUACACUCUGAGAUGCAGGCCCUGCGAGCCGACUGGAAGCAGUGGGAAGACAGCGUGUUCCGCACGAGGCGCAGCCUGGAGGACCUGGUCAGUCAGAUGGCCCUUUCGGAGCAGGAGUUCUCGGGCCAGGUGGCCCAGCUCGAGCAGGCCCUGGGGCAGUUCGGUGCCCUUCUGAAAACCUGGGCGCAGCAGCUGGCCCUCCUGGAAGGCAAGAACACGGACACCGAGAUAGUGGAAUCCUGGCACGCAGGACGAGAGAUCUUGGAUGCUCUACAAAAAGCAGAGCCUACAACAGAGGACCUCAAGUCUCAGCUCAAUGAACUUUGUCGAUUUUCUAGAGAUCUAAGCGCGUACAGUGGAAAAGUUUCUAGCUUGAUUAAAGAAUAUAAUCGUCUCUGUUUGCAAGCAUCCAAGGGCUGCCAGAGUAAAGAACAGAUUUUACAGCAAAGAUUUCGAAAAGCCUUCAGGGAUUUUCAGCAGUGGUUGGUUAAUGCAAAAAUCACUACUGCCAAAUGUUUUGAUAUACCUCAAAAUAUUACUGAAGUUUCCACAAGUCUGCAGAAAAUACAGGAGUUUUUGUCUGAAAGUGAAAAUGGGCAACAUAAACUCAACAUGAUGCUGUCAAAAGGAGAACUCCUGACAUCCCUGUUGACCACAGAGAAAGCAAAAAAUAUCCAGGCCAAAGUCGAAGCUGCAAAAGACGACUGGAAAAAUUUUCAUUCAAAUCUCCACCAGAAAGAAUCUGCCCUCGAGAAUCUGAAGAUCCAGAUGAAAGACUUCGAAGUAAGUGCUGCGCCUGUGCAGAGCUGGCUGAGCAAAACCGAGAAGCUGGUCCAUGAGAGCAGCCACCGCCUCUACGACCUGCCGGCGAAGCGGAGGGAACAACAGAAGCUCCAGUCUGUCCUUGAGGAAAUUCACUGCUACGAGCAUCAGCUCAACAGGCUGAAAGAGAAAGCUCAGCAGCUGAGGGAAGGACAAGCUGCCAGCAAGAGCUUUCUGCACAGAGUGUCCCAGCUGUCUGCUCAGUAUCUAGCGCUAAGCAAUCUAACCAAGGAGAAAGUGUCCAGACUGGAUAGAAUCGUUGCAGAGCAUAAUCAGUUCUCCCUCGGGAUUAAAGAAUUACAGGACUGGAUGACAGACGCAGUUCACACACUGGAUUCUUACUGCCACCCAACAUCGGACAAAAGUGUGCUAGACAGCAGGAUGCUCAAGCUGGAGACUCUGUUAUCAGUGAAACAGGAAAAAGAGAUUCAGAUGAAAAUGCUAGUGACCAGGGAGGAGUACAUCCUGCAGAACACCUCUCCAGAAGGCGUCCCUGCGAUUCAGCAGCAGCUGCAGGCUGUGAAGGACAUGUGGGCCUCCCUCCUGUCUGCAGCCAUUCGGUGUAAAAGUCAACUCGAAGGAGCCCUUUCGAAGUGGACCAGUUAUCAGGAUGACGUCCGACAGUUUUCCGGCUGGAUGGACAGCGUAGAAGCCAGCCUCAGUGACUCCGAAAGGCAGUGUGCGGAGCUGCGGGAGAAAGUGACCGCUCUCGGGAAAGCCAAGCUAUUGAAUGAAGAAGUGCUGAGUCACAGUAGCCUACUGGAGACUAUUGAAGCCAAAGGAGCCAGCAUGACUGAGCACUAUGUCACCCAGCUAGAGCUCCAGGAUCUACAGGAACGAUACCUAGCAAUCAAAGAGAGAGCCAAGGAAGCAGUAACCAAGUCUGAGAAGCUUGUUCGCCUGCACCAGGAGUACCAGAGAGAUCUAAGGACCCUUGAAGUCUGGCUGGGGCAAGAACAAGAAAAACUCGACCGAUACUCAGCCCUUGAAGGUGACGCCCACAUUCAUGAAACAACAUUGAGGGACCUUCAGGAGCUCCAGGUGCGCUGCACAGAGGGACAGGCACUACUGAACUCUGUGCUGCAUACCAGAGAGGACGUGAUCAUAUCGGGCAUCCCGCAGGCAGAGGACCGGGCGUUGGAGUCCCUCCGGCAGGAAUGGCAGGCAUACCAGCACCGACUCUCUGAGACUCGGACCCAGUUCAACAACAUAGUGAAUAAGCUGAGGCUAAUGGAGCAGAAGUUUCAAGAAGUAGAUGAAUGGCUUAAAAAAACAGAGGAGAAAGUCAGCCUCAGGACUGGACGCCAGUCUAACCGGGCGACCAAGGAGCUACAGUUGCAUCAGAUGAAGAAAUGGCAUGAAGAAGUAACUGCGCAUAAGGAUGAAGUUGAGGACGUGGGUGCUAAGGCGCAGGAGAUGCUGGACGAGAGCCAUGUGAACAGCAGAGUGGGCUUCCAGGCAACCCAGCUGACCUCACGAUACCAGGCCCUGCUCCUCCAAGUGCUGGAACAAAUAAAAUUCCUAGAAGAAGAAGUCCAGAGUUUGGAAGAAUCAGAGUUAUCCCUCAGUUCCUAUACUGAUUGGUAUAGUUCUACUCAUAAAAAUUUCAAGAACGUGGCUACCAAAAUUGAGAAAGUAGAUAAAGCAAUGAUGGGGAAAAGGUUGAAGACAUUGGAGAUUUUGUUGAAAGACAUGGAGAAAGGCCACAGUUUGUUGAAGUCAGCUCGGGAAAAAGGAGAGAAGGCUGCUAAAUAUUUGGAGGAAGGUGAGGCAGAGAUGCUAAGAAAAGACAUCCAUGGUCACGUGGAGCAGCUGGAGGAACUGACCAGCACUAUGCGAAAAGAGCACAUGACUUUGGAAAAAGGUCUUCAUUUAGCGAAGGAAUUCUCAGAUAAAUAUAAAACACUGACUCGCUGGAUAGCAGAAUACCAGGCAAUCCUACACGUUCCUGAAGAACCCAAAAUGGAACUGUAUGAGAAAAAAGCUCAGUUAUCUAAGUACAAGUCAUUGCAGCAAACUGUGCUGUCCCAUGAGCCAUCAGUCAACUCAGUGAGAGAGAAAGGUGAAGCUCUUCUGGAUCUGAUCCAAGACGUCACCUUAAAGGACAAAGUAGACAAACUUCAGAGAGAUUACCAGGACCUCUGCAGCAUGGGAAAGGAAUAUGUCCUCUGCCUGGACACAAAGGUCAAAGACCACGAAGACUACAACAGUGAGCUCCAAGAGGUGGAAAAGUGGCUGCUGCAGAUGUCUGGCAGGCUGGUGGCACCUGAUCUUCUGGAGACAAGCAGCCUGGAGACAAUUACCCAGCAGCUAGCCCAUCACAAGGUGUACCAGAGUCUGGAACAUGAACUUCAGAAGCAUGUCAGCCGGCAGGACACCCUGCAGCAGUGCCAGGCCUGGCUUUCCUCAGUCCAGCCAGACCUAAAGCCAAGCCUGCAGCCACCACUCAGCAGGGCAGAAGCUGUCAAGCAGGUCAAACACUGCAGAGCUUUGCAGGAGCAAGCAAGGACAUACUUGGAUCUCCUUUGUUCCAUGUGUGACUUGUCAAAUUCUUCAGUGAAAACCACAGCAAAAGACAUUCAACAAACAGAGCAAAUGAUCGAACAAAGGCUUGCUCAGGCCCAGAACUUAACGCAGGGCUGGGAAGAGAUCAAGCACCUGAAAGCCGAGCUGUGGAUUUAUCUCCAGGACGCCGAUCAGCAGCUGCAGAACAUGAAGCGAAGGCAUUCGGAACUGGAGCUAAAUAUUGCCCAGAACAUGGUUGCCCAAGUAAAGGAUUUUGCUAAACAACUGCAGUGCAAACAGACCUCCAUGAGCGCUAUCUUAGAAAAGGUGAACAAGUUAACAAAGAAGCAGGAGUCUUCCGAGCACAAGGAGAUAAGUCACUUAAAUGACCAGUGGCUGGAUCUAUGCCUUCAGUCAGAUCAGCUGCGUUCACAAAGGGAGCAGGACCUUCAGCGAACGAGGGAUUACCAUGACCGGAUGAAUGUGGUCGAAGCAUUCUUAGAAAAAUUCACUACGGAAUGGGAUAACUUGGCCAGAUCCGAUGCAGAGAGCACAGCUGUCCACUUGGAAGCUUUGAAAAAGUUAGCCUUGGCCUUGCAGGAGAGAAAGCAUGCCAUUGAAGAUCUGAAAGAUCAGAAGCAAAAAAUGAUCGAACAUCUGAACCUAGAUGACAAAGAAUUGGUCAAAGAACAGACAAGUCACUUUGAACAACGCUGGCUUCAGCUUGAAGUCCUUGUGAAAAGGAAAAUCCAAGUGUCCAUCACUAACUUAGAGGAGCUCGGUGCAGUGCAGUCCAGGUUUCAGGAGCUAAUGGAGUGGGCAGAGGAGCAGCAGCCCAGCCUCACCGAGGCUCUGCAGCAGAGCCCUCCGCCUGAUAUGGUGCAGAGCCUCCUGAUGGAUCACCUGGCCAUCUGCAGCGAGCUGGAAGCCAAACAGCUGCUUCUGAGGUCACUCAUAAAGGAUGCCGACAGGGUGAUGGCGGAUCUCGGCCUCAAUGAGCGAAGGGUGAUCCAGAAGGUGCUCGCUGAUGCACAGAAGCACGUGAACUGCCUUAGUGACUUAGUGGGCCAAAGAAGAAAGUACUUAAACAAAGCCCUGUCCGAGAAGACCCAGUUUCUCAUGGCAGUAUUCCAAGCAGCCAGCCAGAUUCAACAACACGAGCGCAAGAUCAUGUUCCGGGAACACAUCUGCCUGCUGCCAGACGACCUGAGCAAGCAGGUUAAAACGUGCAAGAGCGCUCAAGCCAGCCUCAGGACUUACCAAAACGAAGUCACUGGACUUUGGGCUCAGGGCCGAGAAUUAAUGAAAGGAGUCACAGAGCAGGAAAAGGGGGAAGUGCUGGGGAAGCUUCAGGAAUUGCAGAGUGUUUACGACACUGUUUUACAAAAGUGUGGUCAUCGGUUACAAGAACUUGAGAAGAAUCUAGUUUCUCGAAAACAUUUUAAGGAAGAUUUUGAUAAGGCUUGUCACUGGCUCAAACAAGCAGAUAUUGUUACAUUUCCUGAAAUCAACCUCAUGAAUGAAAGUACUGAGCUUCAUGCACAACUGGACAAAUACCAGCACAUUCUGGAACAAUCUCCAGAGUAUGAAAAUCUGCUGCUUACACUCCAGAGAACGGGGCAGGCCAUGUUACCAUCCCUGAAUGAAGUUGAUCAUUCCUACCUCAGUGAAAAGCUAAAUGCUCUGCCGCAACAAUUUAAUGUCAUUGUCGCCUUGGCUAAAGACAAGUUCUAUAAAGUUCAAGAAACAAUUCUUGCUCGGAAAGAGUAUGCUUCCUUGAUUGAGUUGACAGCCCAGGCUCUGAGUGAACUGGAAGAUCAGUUUCUGAAGAUGAGGAAGGUGCCCACAGACCUGGUGGUAGAUGAGGCUCUGUCCCUUCAGGAGGACUGCAGGGCCCUUCUGGGCGAGGUGGUGGCCCUUGGUGAUGCGGUGGAUGAGCUGAAUCAGAAGAAGGAAAGUUUUCGCAGUACAGGUCAACCUUGGCAGCCAGACAAGAUGCUACACCUUGUCACCUUGUAUCACAGGCUGAAGCGACAAGCAGAACAAAGGGUGGGCUUGUUAGAAGACACCACAAGUGCUUACAAGGAGCACACAAAGAUGUGCAAACAGCUAGAGAGACAACUAGAAGCUGUGAAAACAGAGCAGUCCAAAGUGAAUGAGGAGACACUGCCCGCAGAGGAGAAGCUCAAAAUGUAUCAUUCCUUAGCUGGGAGCCUGCAGGACUCGGGAAUUCUGCUGAAGCGAGUGGCCCUGCAUGUGGAGGACCUUGCUCUGCUCCUGGAUCCUGCAGCUUAUGAGAAAGCCAAGCAUCGGGUGCAGGCUUGGCAAGAGGAGCUGGGGCUGUUGACAUCUAGCAUUGGGGAAACGGUGGCAGAGUGUGAGGGCCGAAUGGUGCAGAGCAGAGACUUCCAGACUGAGAUGAGCCACUCCCUGGACUGGUUGCGGAGGGUGAAGGCAGAGCUCAGCAGGCCCUUAUGCCUGGACCUCAGCCUCCAGGACAUCCAGGAGGAAAUCCGCAAGAUUCAGAUCCAUCAGGAGGAGGUCCAGUCCAGCCUGCGGAUCAUGAGCGCCCUGAGUGACAAGGAGAAGGAGAAAUUCACAAAAGCCAAGGAGCUGAUUUCUGCUGACUUGGCGCACACGCUUGCUGAGCUCGCCGAGCUAGAUGGAGACAUUCAGGAGGCGCUGCGCACCCGGCAGGCUGCCUUGACUGAAAUAUACAGUCAGUGUCAAAGGUAUUACCAAGUUUCACAAGCAGCUAAUGACUGGUUGGAGGAUGCCCAAGAAAUGUUACAGCUGGCAGGCAAUGGCUUAGAUGUGGAGAGUGCAGAGGAAAAUCUCAAAAGCCAUGUGGAAUUUUUCAGUACCAAGGAUCAGUUCGGUAGUCAUCUGGGGGAGCUCCAAGGCCUCGUGGCCAGGCUGGAUCCACUCAUCAAGUCAACUGGCCGAGAAGAUCUUGCACAGAAAAUAACUUCCCUGGAAGACAGGAGCCAGAGGAUCACCCAGGAUGCCCAGGCCCAGUUAGACCUCUUGCAGAGAUGUACAGUGCAGUGGCAAGAUUAUCAGAAAGCAAGGGAAGAGGUUAUUGAAUUGAUGAAUGAUGCCGAAAAGAAAUUGUCUGCAUUUUCUUUGUUGAAGACAUCUUCCAGUCAUGAAGCGGAAGAAAAAUUGUCACAACAUAAGGUUAAAAAAGCCACUGAAGUCAUUGAUCAGCUGCAAGAUAAGUUACCUGGUAGUUCAGCAGAAAAGGCCUCCAAAGCAGAACUAUUGGCCCUUCUUGAAUACCAUGACACAUGUGUGCUGGAGCUGGACCAGCAGCAGCUGGCCUUGGGCAUGCUGCAGCAGCGUGCACUGAGUAUACUGCAGGAGGGAGCCCUUAUCCAUGGAGAAGAGCCUCCCAUCCUGCAAGAGAUCACAGCUAUGCAAGAUCGGUGCCUCAACAUGCAAGAGAAAGUGAAGAGUAAUGGAAAGUUGGUGAAGCAAGAGCUGCAGGAGCGAGAAGUGGUGGACAAUCAAAUUAAUUCUGUGAAAUCUUGGGUUCAAGAGACAAAAGAAUAUUUAGGGAAUCCAACAAUUGAAAUAGAUACUCAACUUGAAGAACUGAAGCUUCUCCUGACAGAAGCCACCGGUCACCACCAGAGCAUCGAGAGACUGGCUGAAGAACAGAAGAAUAAGUACUCGGGCCUCUGUACUAUAGUGCCUUCCGAAAUCUCUCUUCAGUUAGCAGAAGUGGCAUUGGACCUGAAGAUCUACGAGCAGAUCCAAGAAAAGGUAAAAGAAAUUGAGCAGAGCAAGGCCAAGAGCCAGGAAUUCAGUCGGCAAAUUCAGAAAGUAGCCAAAGAUCUCACCGCGAUUUUAACGAAGCUGAAAGCAAAAACUGAUAAUCUAGUUCAAGCUAAAACUGACCAAAAGGUCCUGGGAGAGGAGCUAGACGGCUGCAAUGCAAAGCUAAUGGAAUUAGAUGCAGCAGUCCAGAAGUUCUCUGAACAGCAUGGCCACCUGGGCAAGCCGCUAGCCAAGAAGAUAGGAAAACUGACCGAGCUUCAGCAGCAGACUGUCCGGCAGGCUGAGAGCCGGCUCUCCAAGCUCACCCAGGCAACCUCACAUUUAGAAGAAUACAAUGAAAUGCUUGGAUUAAUUUUGAAGUGGAUCGAGAAAGCUAAAGUCUUGGUACAUGGAAAUAUUGUAUGGAAUUCUUCAAGCCAACUUCGGGAACAGUACAUUUCACAUCAGGCCCUGCUAGAAGAAUCUGAAGAAAUUUACAGUGAUCUGGAAGCAAUGUCCGAGAAAUUACAGUGCCUCACCAGUGUGUACCAUAUAGACAAAAUGUCCCAGCAAGUGGCAGAGCUGGGACGGGAGACUGAGGAGCUGCGGCAGGUCAUUAAGAUUCAUAUGCAGAGCCUCCAAGAUGCUGCCAAGGAUAUGAAGAAGUUUGAAGCUGAACUGAAAAACUUACAAGUGGCUUUGGAGCAAGCCCACAGCACCCUGACUUCUCCAGAAACUGGGCGCCUGAGUCUCAAAGAGCAAUUAUCACAUCGACAGCACUUGCUCUCUGAGAUGGAGUCGCUGAAGCCGAAGGUGCAGGCCGUGCAGCUCUGCCAGAGCGCUCUCCGGAUCCCCGAGGACGUGGUGGCCAGCUUGCCACUGUGCCAUGCUGCCCUGCACCUGCAGGAGGAGGCCAGCCGGCUGCAGCACUCCGCCAUCCAGCAGUGCAACAUCAUGCAGGAGGCAGUGGUGCAGUACGAGCAAUAUGAGCAAGAAAUGAAGCAUCUGCAGCAGCUUAUAGAAGGUGCUCACAGAGAGAUCGAGGACAAACCUGUGGCCACCAGUAACAUCCAAGAGCUGCAAGCCCAGAUUUCCCGGCACGAGGAGCUGGCGCAGAAAAUCAAGGGCUACCAGGAGCAGAUAGCCUCCUUGAAUUCCAAGUGCAAGAUGCUGACGAUGAAAGCCAAGCACGCCACCAUGCUGCUGACGGUGACAGAGGUCGAGGGGCUGGCGGAAGGCACUGAGGACCUGGACGGAGAGCUCCUCCCCACACCCUCGGCCCACCCCUCUGUGGUCAUGAUGACUGCCGGUCGCUGUCACACCUUGCUGUCACCUGUUACUGAGGAAUCUGGGGAAGAGGGAACCAACAGUGAGAUUUCCUCUCCACCUGCCUGUCGCUCCCCUUCACCUGUGGCUAACACAGAGGCUUCUGUUCACCAGGACAUUGCUUAUUACCAAGCCUUGUCUGCUGAGAGGCUGCAGACAGAUGCUGCCAGGAUCCACCCCAGCACAUCAACAUCCCGGGAGUUCUGUGAGCCAGGGCUGGAGCCAUCCGCUACUGCCAAGCUAGGAGAUUUGCAGCGAUCUUGGGAAACCUUAAAAAAUGUGAUCAGUGAAAAGCAGCGCACACUCUAUGAGGCUUUGGAGCGCCAGCAAAGGUACCAGGACGCUCUCCAGUCCAUCUCAACAAAAAUGGAGGCCAUUGAGGUGAAGCUUAGCGAGAGCCUCCAGCCCGGCAGAAGUCCGGAAAGCCAGAUGGCCGAACACCAGGCGCUGAUGGACGAGAUUCUCAUGGUCCAGGAUGAGAUCAACGCGCUGCAGGCCUCGCUGGCGGAGGAGCUGGUGUCCGAGGCGCGGGAGUCGGACCCUGCGGAGCAGCUGGCGCUGCAGUCCACGCUCACGGUGCUGGCCGAGCGCAUGUCCACCAUCCGGAUGAAGGCGGCGGGCAAACGGCAGCUGCUGGAGGAGAAGUUGAACGAUCAGCUGGAGGAGCAGAGGCACAAGCAGGCCCUGCAGCGGUAUCUCUGUGAAGCAGACGAACUGGACCACUGGCUCUUGAGUACAAAGGCCACCCUGGAUGUCGCCCUCGGGGCACCCACGGAGCCGAUGGACAUGGAGGCCCAGCUGGUGGACUGCCAGAACAUGCUGGUGGAGAUCGAGCAGAAGGUGGUGGCCCUGUCCGAGCUGUCCCUCCACAACGAGAACCUGCUGCUGGAGGGCAAGGCACACACGAAGGGCGAGGCUGAGCAUCUGGCUGGCAAGCUGAGGACGCUCAAGGGGAGCCUCCUGGAGCUGCAGAGAGCCCUGCGUGACCGCCAGCUGCACAUCCAGGGAGGUGCCCAAGAGAAGGAGGAGAGUGACCCCGACCUCACAGCCGCGCAGAGCCCAGGCCUGCAAGAGUGGCUGGUGCAAGCUCGCACCACGCGGACCCACCAGCGCCAGAGCAGCCUCCAACAGCAGAAAGAACUGGAGCAAGAGUUAGCGGAGCAGAAGAGCCUCCUCCAGUCGGUGGCCAGCCGCGGGGAGGAGCUCCUCACCCAGCAGUCAGCCUCGGAAACCUCGGGCCACCUUGGUGAAAAACCUGAUGGGUUAUCCCAAGAGUUGGGACUGGAAGGGGAGAGAUCAUCUUCUGAAGACCAGAUGAGGAUGAAGUGGGAAAGCCUCCAUCACGAAUUUAGUGCCAAGCAGAAGCUACUCCAGAACACUCUGGAACAAGAACAAGAGCAAGUGCUGUACAGCAGACCAAGCCGACUCCUGUCUGGGGUGCCACUGUACAAGGGUGAAGCACAGACACAGGAUAAAUCUGCAGUGACGUCAUUGCUGGAUGGACUGAACCAGGCCUUCGAGGAGGCCUCAUCGCAGGUAGAGUCGUAGGGUUGUGCUGUGCAUGUGACUGUUGUGGUUUGGAUUGGUGUUGUCUGGCUUAUGCAAUGGAGUGUCUGUGAAGAAGUGACUUGAUUUGCAUGUUGAUUCUUGGUUCCAACUGUGGAAAUGAAGUUUCUCUUUCAUCUCUCCUAGGCUCUUGCUAAAGACAUCAAGGAAAUGUCUGAAGAAAUGGAUAAGAACAAGAAUUUGUUUUCCCAAACUUUUCCAGAAAAUGGUGAUAACCGAGAUGUUAUUGAAGAUACUUUGGGGUGUCUUUUGGGCAGAUUAUCCUUGUUGGACUCAGUAGUGGAUCAGCGGUGUCAUCAGAUGAAAGAAACACUUCAGCAAAUACUAAAUUUCCAGAAUGACUUGAAGGUGCUGUUUACCUCACUGGCGGACAACAAAUAUAUCAUUCUGCAGAAACUGGCAAAUGUGUUCGAGCAGCCUGUAGCAGCACAGAAAGAGGCAAUACAGCAGGCUGAAGAGGGACUAAAGGAACUGGACGCAGGAAUCACAGAAUUGAAAAGACGUGGUGACAAGUUGCAGAUUGAGCAGCCCUUGCUGCAGGAACUCUCCAAGCUGCAGGACAUGUAUGAUGAGCUGAUGAUGACCAUUGGCUCACGCAAGAGUGGUCUGAACCAAAAUCUUGUACUUAAGAGUCAGUAUGAAAGGGCUCUGCAAGAUCUGGCAGACCUGCUAGAAACUGGAUGGGAGAAGACGGCAGGAGAUCAGAAAAUCAUCGUCUCUUCCAAAGAGGAAGUUCAGCAAUUACUAGACAAACAUAAGGAGUACUUUCAGGGCCUGGAAUCUCAUAUGAUCUUGACAGAAACGCUCUUCAGAAAGAUCGUCAGCUUUGCCAUCCCAAAGGAGACCCAGUGCCAUACAGACCUUAUGGCUCAGGCGUGUGCUGUGCUGAAGCGGGCACACAAGAGGGGUGUGGAGCUGGAGUACAUCCUGGAGACUUGGUCCCAUCUGGAUGAGGACUGGCAGGAGCUCAGCAGACAGCUGGAGGUGGUGGAGAACAGCAUCCCGAGUGUGGGCCUGGUGGAGGAGAGUGAAGACAGGCUCAUGGAACGAACCAGCCUCUACCAGCACUUAAAAUCCAGCCUCAAUGAAUACCAGCCUAAAUUAUACCAAGUAUUAGAUGAUGGAAAGCGACUUCUGCUAUCAGUCAGCUGCUCAGAUCUAGAAAGCCAGCUAAAUCAAUUCGGAGAGCGUUGGCUAAAUAAUACCAAUAAAGUGUCUAAGGAACUUCACAGGUUGGAAACAAUAUUGAAACACUGGACCAGAUAUCAAAGCGAAUCUGCAGAUCUAAUUCGCUGGUUACAGUCUGCAAAAGAUAGGCUAGUAUUCUGGACUCAGCAAUCUGUGACAGUCCCACAAGAACUGGAAAUGGUCCGUGAUCAUCUAAAUGCUUUCCUGGAGUUUUCUAAAGAAGUGGAUGCUAAGUCCUCCCUGAAAUCAUCUGUUCUGAGCACUGGAAAUCAGCUUCUUCGAUUGAAGAAAGUGGACACGGCUGCCCUGCGCUCCGAGUUGUCCCACAUUGAUAGCCAGUGGAUGGACCUCCUGACAAAUAUUCCAGCUGUCCAGGAAAAGCUCCACCAGCUCCAGAUGGAUAAGCUGUCUUCCCGCCAUGCCAUUUCUGAAGUCAUGAGUUGGAUUUCUUCAAUGGAAAGUGUUAUUCAGAAGGAUGAAGAGGAUAUCAAGAACACUAUAGGUUGCAAAGCAAUUCAUAAAUACCUUCAGAAAUACAAGGGAUUUAAGAUAGAUAUCAACUGCAAACAGCUAACAGUCGAUUUUGUGAACCAGUCUGUGUUACAAAUCAGCAGUCAGGACGUGGAGAGCAAACGAAGCGAUAAGACUGAUUUUGCCGAGCAGCUUGGAGCCAUGAAUAAAAGCUGGCAGAUCCUGCAAGGUCUAGUGACUGAGAAGAUCCAGCUGUUGGAAGGCUUAUUGGAAUCUUGGUCAGAAUAUGAAAAUAGUGUACAGUGUCUGAAAACUUGGUUUGCAACCCAGGAAGAGAAAUUGAAGCAACAACAUCAAAUUGGAGACCAGGUUUCCGUUCAGAACGCACUGAAAGACUGUCAGGAUCUUGAAGAUUUGAUUAAAGCGAAAGAAAAAGAAGUAGAGAAAAUUGAGCAGAACGGGCUUGCUCUGAUUCAGAACAAGAAAGAAGAAGUGUGUGGCACGGUCAUGAGCACACUGCAGGAGCUCAGCCAGGCCUGGGCCAGCCUGGAGCACAUGGCUGGGCAGCUGAAGAUACUGUUGAAGUCGGUGCUUGAUCAGUGGGGUUGUCACAAAGUGGCCUUUGACGAGAUGAAUACUUACCUCAUGGAGGCCCGAUAUGCCUUGUCCCGAUUCCGGCUGCUGACUGGCUCCUUAGAAGCUGUGCAGGUUCAGGUAGACAAUCUUCAGAAUCUUCAUGAUGAUUUAGAAAAACAAGAAAGGAGCUUAGAGAAAUUUGGCGCUGUCACCAACCAACUACUAAAAGAGUGUCACCCACCUGUGACGGAAACCCUCACCAAUACAUUGAAAGACGUCAAUAUGAGAUGGAAUAACUUGCUGGAAGAGAUUGCCGAGCAGCUGCACUGGAGCAAGGCCCUCCUUCAGCUUUGGCAGCGAUACAAGGAUUACUCCGGUCAGUGUGCUGCCACCAUUCAGCAGCAGGAGGAACGCACCAGCGAGCUGCUGAAGGUAGCUGCUGACAAGGACAUCGCCGACAGUGAGGUCGCUACGUGGAUUCAAGAUUGCAAUGACCUCCUCAAAGGACUUGGGACCAUCAAAGAUUCCCUUUUCAUUCUCCAUGAGCUGGGAGAACAACUCAAGCAGCAAGUGGAUGCCUCAGCAGCCGAGGCCAUUCAGUCUGAUCAGCUCUCCCUGAGCCAGCACUUGUGUACCCUGGAGCAAGCGCUUUGCAAACAGCAGACUGCAUUACAGGCUGGUGUUGUUGACUAUGAAACCUUUGCCAAGAGCCUGGAAGCUCUGGAGGCCUGGAUUAUGGAAGCUGAGGAGGUGCUCCAAGGCCAAGACCCUGCCCACUCAUCUGAUCUCUCCACCAUCCAGGAAAGGAUGGAAGAACUUAAAGGACAGAUGCUAAAAUUCAGCAGCAUGGCUCCAGAUGUAGACCGUCUCAAUGAGCUUGGCUACAGGUUGCCCCUGAAUGACAAGGAAAUCAAAAGGAUGCAGAAUCUGAACUGUCUCUGGUCUCUCACCUCCUCUCAGACUACAGAACGAUUCAGCAAGUUGCAGUCAUUUCUGCUACAACAUCAGACUUUCCUAGAAAAGUGUGAGACAUGGAUGGAGUUCCUGGUGCAAACAGAGCAAAAGUUAGCAGUAGAGAUUUCGGGCAAUUACCAGCAUCUCCUGGAACAGCAGAGGGCGCAUGAGUUGUUCCAAGCCGAGAUGUUCAGUCGUCAGCAGAUUUUGCAUUCAAUCAUUAUUGAUGGGCAACGUCUUCUAGAACAAGGUCAAGUUGAUGACAGGGAUGAGUUCAACCUGAAGUUGACCCUCCUCAGUAAUCAGUGGCAGGGAGUGAUUCGCAGAGCCCAGCAGAGGCGAGGGAUCAUUGACAGCCAGAUUCGCCAGUGGCAGCGCUACAGGGAGAUGGCAGAAAAGCUGCAUAAGUGGCUGGUGGAAGUGUCUCAUCUACCCAUGAAUGGGCUUGGAAGUGUCCCUGUACCAUUGCAGCAAGUGAGGACACUCUUUGAUGAAGUACAGUUCAAGGAAAAGGUGUUCCUGCGACAGCAAGGCAGCUACAUCCUGACCGUGGAGGCUGGCAAGCAGCUCCUGCUCUCUGCGGACAGUGCAGCUGAGGCCGCCUUGCAGACAGAACUCACUGAAAUCCAAGAGAAGUGGAAGUCUGCCAGCCUGCAUCUGGAGGAGCAAAAGAAAAAGCUGGCCUUCUUGUUGAAAGACUGGGAAACAUGUGAGAAAGGAGUAGCUGACUCUCUGGAGAAGCUUAAAAGUUUCAAAAAGAAGCUUUCUCAGCCUUUGCCGGAUCACCACGACGAACUCCAUGCAGAACAAAUGAGGUGCAAGGAAUUGGAAAACGCAGUUGGGAGCUGGACAGAUGACUUGACAGAGCUGACAGUGCUGAGGGGCACCCUCGCUGCCUACAUCAGUGCCGAUGACAUCUCCAUCCUUAACGAACGCAUAGAGCUUCUGCAGAGGCAGUGGGAAGAGCUGUGCCACCAGGUCUCCUUGAGGCGGCAGCAAGUGGGUGAAAGACUGAAUGAAUGGGCAGUGUUCAGCGAAAAGAACAAGGAGCUCUGUGAGUGGCUGACCCAGAUGGAAAGCAAAGUAUCUCAGAAUGGAGACAUUCUCAUUGAGGAGAUGAUAGAGAAGCUCAAGAAGGAUUACCAGGAGGAAAUUGCUGUUGCCCAAGAGAACAAAAUACAGCUCCAGCAAAUGGGAGAACGACUCGCCAGAGCCAGCCACGAGAGCAAAGCCUCUGAGAUUGAGUACAAGCUGGGAAAGGUUAAUGACCGCUGGCAGCACCUCCUGGAUCUCAUCGCAGCCAGGGUCAAGAAGCUCAAGGAGACUCUCGUGGCUGUGCAGCAGCUUGAUAAGAACAUGAGCAGCCUAAGGACCUGGCUCGCCCACAUUGAGUCAGAACUGGCCAAGCCCAUCGUCUAUGAUUCCUGCGACUCUGAAGAAAUACAGAGGAAGCUCAACGAGCAGCAGGAGCUUCAGAGAGACAUUGAGAAGCACAGCACGGGAGUCGCCUCUGUGCUCAACCUGUGUGAAGUCCUGCUGCACGACUGCGACGCUUGUGCCACCGAUGCCGAGUGUGACUCCAUCCAGCAGGCAACGCGAAACCUGGACCGGCGGUGGAGAAACAUCUGUGCAAUGUCCAUGGAAAGGAGACUCAAAAUUGAAGAGACAUGGCGACUGUGGCAGAAGUUUCUGGAUGACUAUUCUCGUUUUGAAGACUGGCUAAAGGUUUCAGAAAGGACAGCUGCUUUUCCCAGCUCUUCUGGGGUGCUCUAUACAGUUGCCAAGGAAGAACUAAAGAAAUUUGAGGCCUUCCAGAGACAAGUGCACGAGACUCUGACCCAGCUGGAGCUGAUCAACAAACAGUACCGCCGGCUGGCCCGAGAGAACCGCACUGACUCCGCAUGCAGCCUCAAACAAAUGGUUCAUGAAGGCAACCAGCGAUGGGACAACCUGCAAAAGCGUGUCACCUCCAUCUUGCGCAGGCUCAAGCACUUUAUUAGUCAGAGAGAGGAAUUUGAGACGGCACGGGACAGCAUUCUGGUCUGGCUCACAGAGAUGGAUCUGCAGCUUACUAAUAUUGAACAUUUUUCAGAGUGCGAUGUUCACGCUAAAAUAAAACAACUCAAGGCCUUCCAGCAAGAAAUCUCACUGAACCACAAUAAGAUCGAGCAGAUUAUCACCCAGGGGGAGCAGCUGAUAGAGAAGAGUGAGCCUCUGGAUGCAGCCAUCAUCGAGGAGGAGCUGGAUGAACUCCGCCGCUACUGCCAGGAGGUCUUCGGGCGCGUGGAAAGAUAUCAUAAGAAACUGAUCCGCCUGCCUCUACCGGAUGAUGAGCACGACCUCUCUGACCGGGAGCUGGAGCUUGAUGACUCUGCGGCCCUCUCAGACCUGCACUGGCAGGACCCAUCAGUGGACGGUGUGCUCUCCCCCCAGCCUUCCUCCAACCCCUCCCUCUCACUCCCCCAGCCCCUGCGCAGUGAGCGGUCAGGACGGGACACCCCGGCAAGUGUGGACUCCAUCCCUCUGGAGUGGGAUCAUGACUAUGACCUCAGUCGUGACCUGGAGUCCGCAGUGUCCAGAACUUUGCAGUCAGAGGAUGAAGAGGGCCAGGAAGAGAAGGAUUUCUACCUCAGGGGAGCUGUUGGCUUAUCAGACAUAGUGAUCCCUGAAAGCGCUGAGGCCUAUGUAAAACUCACAGAAAAUGCCAUCAGAAAUACCUCUGGGCAUCGCACCGCCUUGGAGUCACAGAUCCAGCAACUGGACAAAGCCCUGGAUGACAGCCAUUUCCAGAUGCAGCAAACUGAAAAUGUCCUGCGCAGUAGAACUCCCACCGGGCCAGAGCUGGACUCCAGUUACAAAGGCUAUAUGAAACUGCUGGGCGAGUGUAGCGGCAGCAUAGAUUCAGUGCGGAAACUGGAGCACAAGCUGAAGGAGGAAGAGGACAGCUUUCCUGGCUUUGUGAACUUGAACAGUACCGAGACCCAGAUGGCUGGUGUGAUUGACCGAUGGGAGCUCCUGCAGGCCCAGGCCCUGAGCAAGGAGUUGAGGAUGAAGCAGAACCUCCAGAAAUGGCAGCAGUUCAACUCAGACCUGAAAAACAUCUGGGCCUGGCUAGGGGAGACAGAGGAGGAACUGGAACAACUGCAACACCUAGAACUCAGCACCGACAUCCAGACCAUUGAGCUUCAGAUCAAAAAGCUCAAGGAGCUCCAGAGAGCAGUGGACCACCGCAAAGCCAUCAUCCUCUCCAUCAACCUCUGCAGCCCUGAGUUCACUCAGGCUGAUAGUAAGGAGAGCCGGGACCUGCAGGAUCGCUUAUCCCAGAUGAAUGGGCGCUGGGAUCGGGUGUGCUCUUUGCUGGAGGACUGGCGGGGUCUGCUACAGGAUGCUCUCAUGCAGUGCCAGGAUUUCCAUGAAAUGAGCCAUGGUUUACUGCUCAUGCUGGAGAAUAUUGACAGGAGAAAAAAUGAAAUCAUCCCUAUUGAUUCUCACCUUGAUGCCGAGAUACUCCAGGAUCAGCACAAGCAGCUGAGGCAAAUAAGGCGUGAGCUGUUGGAGUCCCAACUCAAAGUGACCUCGCUGCAAGACAUGUCUUGCCAACUCUUGGUCAAUGCUGAAGGCACUGACUGUUUAGAAGCCAAAGAAAAAGUUCAUGUCAUUGGAAACCGGCUCAAACUUCUCUUGAAGGAGGUCAGUCGGCAUAUCAAGGAUCUGGAGAAGUUACUGGACGUGUCGAGCAGUCAACAGGAUUUGUCUUCCUGGUCUUCUGCCGAUGAGCUGGAUACUUCGGGAUCUGUGAGUCCUACGUCAGGAAGAAGCACCCCAAACAAACAGAAACCGCCACGAGGCAAAUGUAGUGUCUUACAGCCUGGACCCUCUGUCAGCAGUCCAAAUAGCAGGUCCACAAAAGGUGGCUCCGAUUCCUCCCUUUCUGAGCUGCAAACAGCUCGGUCAGGCCGAGCCUUCCUAUACCGAGUUCUCCGGGCAGCUCUCCCACUUCAGCUUCUCCUGUUGCUUCUCCUUGGGCUUGUCUGCCUCAUACCAAUGUCAGAAGAAGACUACAGUUGUGCCCUUUCCAACAAUUUUGCCCGAUCAUUCCACCCUAUGCUCAGAUACACCAAUGGGCCUCCUCCACUCUGAACCAAGCAGAGGCCACCUGCCAAAGCACUGGCAGCAUGAAGAGGAGAAGCUCAGAAACAGUCCCAGGCUAUCGAAGAGGACCUCAAUCUUGGCAGAAGCCCUUGGUGAGGCAGCUUUCUCACUCCUCUGUGUCUGGAGUACAAGUCAUGGUUCAUGAUGUGGAUAAAACAAUGUGAGAAGAGAACCAACAAAGUCUUUGGGGGUCUGAGCCUAAAACAUUGGGUAAGGACACCCAAAAUGACCCUGGAUUAAGGACACCCAAAAUGACCCUGGAUUUAUGAAUGCUGGGCCUUUGGCCCAUCAACACAUAGCCAAGGCCUUGAGUGGACCAUCUGGGCGGCUUCCCAUGGCACUGCUCCCUCCCCAGCGCCAUGCUAGUAUAAUACAAUCUACCAACCAAUCAGUGCUGAAGAGAUUUUAGAACCUGUAACAUACAAUUUUUAAGAGCUUAUGUAGCAACUUUCUUUGUACUUUUUUUGGGGGGGGGCAUGAUGUUCUAACCUUCGCUUAGAAGCACAAGCUGUAAAUCUAAAAGGCACUUUUUUUAAAGAUAUAAAGAAAAACUAGAUGUAAUAAAUAAAAUUACGGAAGGCUUUAUGUGAAAAAGAAGUUGAAUGUUAUAGUAAAGAAAGAUAUUUAUGUAAUGUACAGUUUGCUAAAGCCAAGUUUUGUUUGUAUUGAUUUCUUUGCA